GAUCCACCAAACAUAUAAACAUGAUUUAAACAUGUUUAAUCCCAUAUUCACUGUACACAUUGGAGCUACUUAUAAACACAUGCACACUGAACGGUAUUUCCACGUCAGUAAGUAGUGCUCCCUCACCGCCUAAAUAACUGUUUUCCCCCAGCAUGUCUUUUAUUCAGCAUAAUCAGGGGUCUGGGUUCUUAUGAUAAAAUGGCAAGAGAAAUUUGCGCAUCCCAAAAAGCCCACAGCACACUGCACAUCAUCUGAAACAAACAAAAACGAAAGUUAGCUGUGUUCACAGAGGUUACAAUAGGGUGUUUACCAGGGAGCGUGUACCAUUGUGUGUGCUUUUCAUAUCCUCUCCACGCGGGAAGCGCUUUCUGACAGCCUUUCUAGAAAGCUAACCUGUAACACAGGCACUGGGGCUUUCGGGCCAUAUCUGGAUUCCUCCUCCAUGGGACGCAAGCUAUAUGCCUCAUACAGGAGAAUGUAAUGGCGAUGGAAACAGGAUGGACCGCGAGGAGGAACCACUGAGCACUUUCCCCGACUGGCCGCUAAACGCUUCAGAUAGAUGUGCUGAGCUAGCGCCUCUGGGACCAGGAGAUAUGGUGCGCUGCUGUCGCUGCGACAGGACGCCGAGGCACUGCGCACACGAGGACCGUGCGACUGGCGCGCACCGGCGCCACUUUCCUGCGCGCGAGCUCGUUUCGAGGAGGGACACGAGCUUUGUUCCGCGCGUCCCCGCUUCGACGGAUUCAGUGGACGGCCAGCUGUUGAGCCAGCUGCAGCGCCUGGCCGCGGGCGAGCAGGUGACAACGGGUCAAGCCGCUUAUCCAGAGAUGGAGCCUGAGGACACGCGUCUCACCACGUUCAGCACCUGGCCCACAAGCUCCUCCAUCCAACCGGAAACACUGGCGCGCGCUGGCUUCUUCUACACAGGUCAUAGUGAUAACGUGAAGUGUUUCUUCUGUGACGGCAGUUUGAGGAACUGGGAGCCUGGAGAUGAUCCGUGGCAGGAACAUGCCAAGUGGUUCCCACGAUGUGAGUAUUUGAUCCAGUCAAGAGGACAUCAGUACAUCAACAGUGUGCAGCAGUCACACUUCAACACAACAGAGCAGGCAAGUGAAUUCCAGAAUUCGACUGCAAGAAAUAUUACCACUGGACAUGAUGUGCUGAGUGGGCAGAGUGCACCAGCAGAGACCAUGUUCUCUCCGGUGGUGCAGGCGGUGCUGCAGAUGGGUUUUGACCAAGCAGCAGUUGAGAGCCUAGUUCAGUCUCGCUUCCUGCUCACCGGCCACCAUUACACUUCUGUCUCUGACCUGGUGGCUGACAUCCUGCAGGCUGAAGAGGAGGGGAGGCAGGGCAGUGAUAAUAACACAGAGCCUGUGGUGAGGCAGAGCAGCAGUGCCAAUGGAAUGAAACUGAAGACCUCACUUGGGGAGAAAGUUUUGGUGACCCUGAGUGCUGAGGAACAGUUGAAGCAGCUUCAGGAGGAAAGAACCUGCAAAGUAUGUAUGGAUAAACCGGUGUCCAUGGUGUUUAUUCCCUGCGGUCACCUGGUUGUGUGUUCUGAGUGUGCGGCCAGCCUGAGACACUGCCCCAUCUGUAGAGGAGUGAUACGUGGCAGCGUACGUGCCUUCAUGUCCUGAGGACUACUACACACACCUGCACAACUGAAAGAAAAAGCUCCUCUAAAAAAACUAGUUAUCUUUGAAGUAGUUAAAAGUAUUUAAAGCUACCAUUUACACCACAGGCUCCUGCUCCCAAUACAUUAGAUUCAACUGGUCAGAUAAUUACAAGCCCUUUCUGAAGUGGGUGCGUUAUACCAAGGAAAACAGAUUUGGGAACCUGUGAUGUAGAUAACAAAAUGUUGACACUUUGAAAUUAAAUGGAAUCAAACUGAAGCUGUUUUCUUAUUGUCUAUUGUCUUCUUAUUUCGUAAUGUCUAGUCAGGUCCAUAAAUAUUUGGACUUUGACAAAGUUAUUGUUAUUUUAACUGUCUACCACAGUAUAUUGUAGGUGAAAUUAAACAAUAAAUAUGAGCUCAAACUGCAGAUUUUCCACAUU
Messenger RNA from Pangasianodon hypophthalmus (striped catfish), 2055 nucleotides. It is a transcript of the gene birc7, whose product is annotated as baculoviral IAP repeat containing 7. The record is from RefSeq and is a predicted model, not a curated record. Gene Ontology annotation, molecular function: ubiquitin protein ligase activity; cysteine-type endopeptidase inhibitor activity involved in apoptotic process. Gene Ontology annotation, biological process: negative regulation of apoptotic process; positive regulation of protein ubiquitination; regulation of cell cycle. Gene Ontology annotation, cellular component: nucleus; cytoplasm. The transcript has 7 exons. NCBI's taxonomy places the organism in Eukaryota, Metazoa, Chordata, Actinopteri, Siluriformes, Pangasiidae. Bases 459 to 1637 code for a protein of 392 amino acids.